AUGAGUUUUCUUCAGGUCGCGGCUGUUGGGGAUGACUGCUAUCUUCUUCUGACCGACGGCACCAUCAAAAGAUGGACUCAAGGGUCAUCUACCUCCUGGAAGAUGGUUGAUCACAACCCAGCAACUGUCCAAAUUAUUGGCAGUGAACCUUUUGCCCAGCGUCACAAAUUGGGCCACCUCUAUAAGAGGACGCCUGCGUGGACCCAUUUUGGCGCUGACGCCACUAAGCUCUGGGGAUCAAACAACCAAUUUUGGAAAUACCAGGAAUCAAACGGCGGCACACUACACCAAAUCGGUCCCCACACCAAUGAUACCUGGGAACAAACUGAUUCAAACUGUCGCGUUAAAGACGUUGUUUUUUCGCCAAAUCCAAAUGGCACAUAUAACGUGUUUCAGUUGACCGAGGCUGGAAGGAUUUUAAUGUAUCUGGGCCCUAGGGGAAAAGACUGGCAGCCGAUCAAUGAGGAUACAGCUGAGGCUGAUACCGUUGCCUUGGUAUCCGACCCUAAUGGCCUUUACAAAAUGCAUCGAAACGGGGUCAUUUUCCAGUGGGAGGGCAGUGUGGAAGAAAUGAAAAAGUGGAAGAGGAUUAGUAGUGAUCUAAGAACAGUGGCUGUUGCUGCGGGGAAAGCAGGCCUGUUCAUGAAGAUGAAGGACGGCAAGAUCUAUAAGAAUUCUGGAGGGACUAGGUGGAACGCUGUUGUUACUCCUCCUGAUACUGAUCAGCUUGUGGUGGGUAACUCUGCCUACCAAGUGAACACCAAGGGAGAAAUCUUUGUGCUACUGCAUGACGGCAAGUGGAAAAUUCUGAACGAUGAGCCAGUAAAGCCACCGACCAAACCAGGGCCAUCUGGUGGUGUUCAGCCCGCUGAGGCUUACAAUGGAGGGUAUAAUACCGCAACUGAGACGCGUCUACGUAUUGGCAAUGGAGGCGCUGGCCAAACUAGGUUGAUUGAAGCUAUUGGAAAUGCCUUUAUCAAAUACAAGGUCUCUAAAGGGUCAGACCCUUUCAUUGUGGCUUGGUAUAAGAGUGAUACUACAGAAUCCAUCCAAUACCUUAAAGAUGGAGUAGUCGAUGCAUGCAUCACUUACACCCCAGCUGCCGAGGAUAUUGCCGUUAGUCAAGGAAUCGCUCUUUCUAGUCACUACAUUUUCCGAGAACACUUCUGCUUGGUCGGCCCAACCGAUAACCACGCGAAUCUUGACUACAAAUCUUGUAUCGGCACUCAAUUCAUCGCCUUAUAUAAGGCUGCAUCAGAAGAAUCUCCAGACAAGAAGACUGUUCGGUUUCUUAGUCGCUUUGAUAAAUCAGCAACCAAUAUCAAGGAAUCCGAGCUUUGGCUCAAGGUUGGGCAAGCUCCUUGGGCGACUAAACGCUCUGCAUGGUAUCACGAGUUUAUUGCCUACCCUAUUCAGGCACUAGGUGCUGCAGCUGCUUUAGGCGAGUAUACUCUCACUGAUUAUGGAACGUGGCUCUCAGUUGAAUCGACAGUCCGUAAUCAGCUAGCCAUCUGCAAGAAGGGAGAGGAUAAAGAAGACGAUCCACUCUUGUUGCCAGCACAUUUGCUGCUUGGGGCAAAGGCCCAAGAUUUACCGCUAGCUAAAGAGUUUGCAGCUUGGAUGACAGACAAGCAGGGCGGACAAGCGGUUAUCACUGUCUUUAAGAAGAGUGACGAGCAGGUCUAUUCAGUUGCUCCUUAG
This is a messenger RNA of Penicillium taxi, 1701 nucleotides long. RefSeq lists its product as uncharacterized. Bases 1 to 1701 code for a protein of 566 amino acids. The record is from RefSeq and is a predicted model, not a curated record. The transcript has 2 exons. Lineage: Eukaryota; Fungi; Ascomycota; Eurotiomycetes; Eurotiales; Aspergillaceae.